Drosophila mauritiana is the source of this 612-nucleotide messenger RNA. It is a transcript of the gene COX5B, whose product is annotated as cytochrome c oxidase subunit 5B, mitochondrial. Gene Ontology annotation, cellular component: mitochondrial envelope. The coding region runs from base 105 to 467 and encodes 120 amino acids. The record is from RefSeq and is a predicted model, not a curated record. Gene Ontology annotation, biological process: mitochondrial electron transport, cytochrome c to oxygen. The transcript has 3 exons. NCBI's taxonomy places the organism in Eukaryota, Metazoa, Arthropoda, Insecta, Diptera, Drosophilidae.
CUUACUUUACCGCGGUCACACUGAUCCAUAGCUGUGUGAAAAAUUACGAAAGAAUUUUUGGUGUUCACCACUUAAGACCGACCGAAAUUUUCGCAAAACGAACAAUGGCAUCGAUCUGUGGACGCAUGGCGCUCCGUGCCGCCGCACGCCAAAAUGUUGCCUACACGCCCGUGCGCUUCUGCAAAAUGAUGAACGAUCCUUUGGAGCACGCCACUGGUAUCGAGAAGCGCGAGCUGCUGCUCAAGGCCGCCGGCAACGAUAACCCCUUCGACAUGAAGGUCUUCAAGCGGGGCGCCGGCACCAAGGAGAACCCCAACCUUAUUCCAUCGGCCUUCGAUGCCCGCAUUGUGGGCUGCAUCUGCGAAGAGGAUCAGACCUACGUGCAAUGGAUGUGGCUGCAGAAGGGCAACCAGAAACGUUGUGAGUGCGGCCAUUGGUUCAAGCUGGUGGAGAAGGCAGCUGUUUAAAGUUAUUAUUAAUUAAUUCAAUAAACCAAUUAAUAACAAAAACACAACAACUACUAAGCUAAAAGUCAACCCACUUAGCUGUCCAAAUAAACAAACAUCAACCCAAAAAAAAAAAACGAAACUGUGAACAGAGAGGAGAGAAAGG